CGCAGUCGUCGGUGGCCGGCGCAGCAGCAGUGAGAUGCCCCAAUGCCGUACUUUGGCGAUCCUCGCAAGAGUGGCGGUAAGUGGGCCUUUUCGGAGCAGCCGCGCACCUACAAGGAGCGUUGCCACUACUGCAGCUACAAUGGGAGCGACCAGGAUAUCAUGUCCAAGCGGAGGAUAGCGGCGCGCACCUUCGGCUUCCAGAGGCAUCCGGUUUACAAGACGUCGUGCAUGGUGGAGCCGUUGAGGGAGUGCACAUACUACGCCCCGGAGGAGGAGCGGCUCAACAAGGACGUGGAUGGCUUCAUCCGGGAGAUUCACGACAAGAGGCGAGGCAGGGACAAGGAGAUUCUGGCGUGUAACAAGGUGGCGCGAGCGUACGAGGAGUACAAGCUCGUGUGCAAGAGGGAGGAGGCGUGGGACAAGGAGAAGCUGCGCGACGAGUUUUUCCGCGUGAAACCCCACGGCAGGACCUUCUCCAACCGGAGUGCCGUCAAAUACGACAUCUUCACCAUGGAGUACGAGGACAGCUUCUACGGAAGACAAUUCAAGCACGAGGAUGACUUGGCCAGGUGGCGGCAGACUCUGCGCAAGCUCUUCCUCCAGGCCCGCUCCAGCGGCGUGCCAGACUUCAACAUUGUGGACUGGCGGCGGCUGCCCGCGCCGGUGGAGCCCGCGAGGCCGAGGCCGCCCGGGCCCGACCCGGCCAAGGCGCUCCACGGGCUGGAGAUGCAGCGAUUCAAGCCCGUGGCGGUGGAGCCCGGCGACAUCGUCCCCGGCGACGGCAAGACCGCGGAGCUGCUCCACUUCUCGCCCAUCCCGCACCAGCGGCCACUCGCCUCCGUCAGGGACGUCAUUGUCAACGUCGAGCACCCGUGGCAGCACUGCUGCUAG
Molecule: messenger RNA, 891 nt
Organism: Selaginella moellendorffii
Lineage: Eukaryota; Viridiplantae; Streptophyta; Lycopodiopsida; Selaginellales; Selaginellaceae
Exons: 4
Coding region: 43-891 (282 amino acids)
Source: RefSeq, a predicted model, not a curated record